UGACUCACAACAUGAAAGGCGUUCCAGAUGUAGUAGCUAGUUAGCUUAUCUUAGCUUAGCUUAGCUUUGCAUGCUAGCGCCGGACUUCCAACUCCCUUUGACAAGAAAGGCUAUGGCGGACAAGUCCUUAAGUUCACUCUCGAUGACGAUUUUGUCGCACACUGUUUUUAAAAACGAGACUGAUUAAAAAUAAUAAUAAUUACUGGGUGUCUGAGCAGGCCUUUGUUGUCAUCUAUAUACCGAGCUAAGCAGCUGACCAAGUACUCCACCUCUUCUUGAGUCCUUUUUUUUUGCAUUUGCAGCUAAUUGCUAAUGACAAUAAUUACUACUGUUUAAUUCAAAAUGUUAACAAUCCUGUUAAGAAAAAAACCUUGGCUGGGACAGCUGUCGUGGCUAACUAGCUAAAGAAGAACUGUAUUCAUGUCGUGUAAUAAAGGAAUCAUCUUCAUGUUUUUUGGAUUGACAGAAUGAACGGCACACAGCAAAAUGAUGUGAAAAGACAGCACCUUCUUGAGAGACUGCUGGAUGCAGUUAAACAGUGCCAGAUCCGCUUUGGUGGAAGGAAGGAGAUAGCGUCAGACUCUGAUAGCAGAGUUAUAUGCCUGUGUGCCCAGUUCGAGGCCGUGCUUCAUCACGGCUUGAGAAAGAGCCGCGGCCUCGCGCUUACAGCCGCCGCCAUCAAGCAGGCCGCAGGCUUCACCUGCAAGACAGAAGCAGAGCUCACCUUCUGGUGCUACGUGAAGGAGCACCUGAACAGGCAUGAGCUACAGCGCUUCUACUCACUGUGUCGCAUCUCGUCCGAGCUGGGCCGCGGGCGCGCGUGGCUCCGCUGCGCGCUCAACGAGCACUCCCUGGAGCGCUCCCUGCACACACUGCUGGCUGACCGGCCCCGCCUCAGUGCCUUCUAUGAAGAAUGGGCUUUUAUCCUUGAUGAAGAGAGAGCAAGCAUGCUGCCCACCAUGGCUGCAGGCCUCAACUCCAUCCUGUUCGCCAUCAACAUCGACAACGCGGACCUGAACGGGCAGGUUCGGGCUGGCCCAUCUGUCUCCCACCUGCUAAAGGGCUCCACGCAGGGCAUGAGCAGCCUGUGGAAGGAGUCAGCGCAGGGCGUCAGCACGCUGCUCAGGGAGAUCGGCACGGCCACGGGCGGCGUGCCUGGCUUCGCCCCACGCCCGGACUGCCCCUCCGACCCGUUACCUGUACUGCCUCGCAGCACCUUCGCAGAUGCGGGUUUGAGGAAGGAGCGCCGCCGCAAGAAGAAAAUCACCAACAUCAUCUCGUUCGAUGACGACCUGGAUGUGGGAGUGGAGGAUGAGGAGGAAAGCGCAGACGGAGCAGGUGGAGCCGCGAGGAAGAGUGUGGCAGCCCGUGAGAGCACGGAGGGAGCGAUGGAGCAGGCCGGGCCGCCAGCCACUCACAAUGGGCUGCCCGAGGCCGAACAUGGCAUCGUGAGCUGGGCUGAAACCCCACCGCAGAACGGCCUCUUCCCUGACACUAAGAGCGUCGACAAUGACGAAGACGAUGAUGAGGAUUUUUACGGCAAAUGCCAGCCAGAGCUUCAGGAGGAGCCUCAGAGUGGAGAACAGGUUGUGGUUGGGAGCUUGUCUAGUGUGUCGACAUGGAGUCCUAGACAGAUCAUUAAGGAGACUGACAACGACAGCUCAGACAUGCUCAUCCCCGUCACUGCAUCUGAGCCCAUCUCCCAGCAGCGUCUAAGCAGCACGCCCUGCCAGCCGGCCCUCACUCCCUCGUCGCCGUCUGUUGCCAGCUCUGUGGAGAUGCUGGGACUUCACAGGCACACACAGAGCUCAGGUCCACCCGCUGACUCGGAGAACCUGAAAGCUCAGACCCAGUUCAGCAUGGAGCCCAGUGCUUCACUGCAGGAUGCAUCUGUGUCCAGUAUGCUGGUCACUGUGGGCCUACCUGACUCCAUGACUGUGGUUGAACUACGUCAAGCCAUCUUGGCCAUGAUGAACAGGAAAGACGAACUCACUGAGCAGAACACGUCUCUGCGGAGUCUGCUGGACGGCGAGAUGGAGCACUCGGCCGGCCUGAGGCUGGAGCUGGACGGCCUGAGGACCAAGCUGGCCGAGCUGGAGGAGAGACAUGCUGCCAGAGUCCACGCCCUUGGGAGGGAAAACGAGGUCCUGAAGGUCCAGCUGAAGAAAUAUGUGGGCGCUGUCCAAAUGCUGAAGAGAGAAGGAAGCCAAGGCAUGGACCUGCUCCCCACGCUGAGGAGCUGCGACGCCUCUGUCCUACCGGCCCCCAACCGCUCUGUGGCAGACGUGGAGGAGCUGGCAGCCAGCUAUGAGCGCAAGCUCAUCGAGGUGGCCGAGAUGCAUGGCGAGCUGAUCGAGUUUAACGAGAGGCUGUAUCGGUCACUCAUGGCUAAAGACAUCCUGAUUGGCCAGAUGAGACAGGAGCUCAUCGACCUGCGAGGGCCAGUGCCCGGGGACCUGAGCCAGACCUCUGAUGAUCCCAGCCUGUCCGACUUUGAGAUAGCUCAGCGGGCUCUCAUCAACGUGUGGAUUCCUUCCGUGUUCCUCCAAGGUCGUGCCGCCAACGCCUACCACGUGUACCAGUUGUAUAUCAGGAUCAUGGACAACGAGUGGAACGUUUACCGGCGCUAUGCUGAGUUCCGAGCGCUGCACUAUCAGCUGCGGGCGCAGUUCCCCCAGGUCGACACCUUCAACUUCCCUCCCAAAAAAGCCAUCGGAAACAAGGAUGCUAAGUUUGUGGAGGAGCGGCGGAAGCAGCUGCAGGGUUACCUGCGCAUGGUGAUGAACAAACUGAUCCAGACACUCCCUGAGUUCACCGCCCAGCCCAGCAAGGACACACUGCUCCAGCUGCUGCCCUUUUGCCAGGACACACCGAGUGCCAACGACGGUGGGACCAAAACGGCCCGGCCGAAGUCCUCGGCACGCCACUCCCGCCUGGGCCGCGGUUCGGGCCGCGAGGCCCGCAACCCUGAGCCCCAGAGCGGUGACCUUUAACCUCCCGCUCGCAGGAGCUGCAGUGGGAGAGCUGCUUCCCUCUGACCUGUGGGCUUUAGGAAAGGGAAAAGAGGACAGCGGUCUCCACCUUCGGGACUCGCGGUUAGAGCUGUGCUCGGCCGAGUUCACGAUGCACGGGAGUGCCUCAGGGACAGAGUCCGGCACCCACUUCGGUUCCUGUCUCUGGGUUUUGUGGUGGAGCGUUCUGUUACUGUGGUGCUUAGAGUUGAUCAGGGCAAAGCAGGAUGUAACUCUUACAUGAACGUUACGGUAAAACAACUUGCACAUGGUCCUCUACUCCACUCUACCAAAAUAAAGGGGACAUACUUUUUAAAAAAAUAUAAUUUCCUACCAUUCUGUAUUAUAUGUCAGGUGCAGUAACAUAUUACAGUACUCUUAAGUGACAGCGUAAUAGCUGAACAAAACCAAUCAUCUUUUUUUCCCCCCAGUGCUUAAAUGUCCAUGGUGUAUUCAGGAAAAAAAAUAUGUGGCUUGUAGCGAAACAUCUGACGACGGUGUAAACUUGAAUAUGCUGCUUGGGUUAACUGAAUGUUUAUGUAUUGGCCCAUGAGGUCAGGGUAAAGGGAACUGUUUUUACCCCCACGGCGGAAAUGUCUCGGAUCUACACUCGUCUCUGCUGACCCAGUGUUUUGUAAGACGAUGCCAGCCACACAGGGCAGAGUGGCGCCUGGCUAACAGUGAUUACGUCAGUGGACGGAACUCCUCUGAAGGAAUGAACAAAUCCCAUUCCUGUGAGCGCAGCGGAACGCCCUGUGUGCACAUAAGGAACGCGUUAUCCAUUUUAUUUGGCUCCCUAUGACAAAUUACAAUGUCACUGCUUAUUGACUGUUAAACUCGUAAUGUACAUUGAAAUGAAAUCGUAUUCAAAUGAGUACAUUGUUGAAAUGCAUUGCACAUGUAAUGGCAUGGCCAUUAGUCCGCGUUAGCGCUCUGUUUGUCUGUUAGGACCUGUUGCCAUAACUCAGCUCCUUUAAGCUCUACAUGUUUUGCAGUCUUUUGUACUUAUGCAGCACUCAGCAGACAGGACCCGGUGGUUCAUCUUAAGUGAAGCAGCUCCUGUACCCGGGUAGAUUCACAGUUAUCAGCCGUCUUGCAGUGCCAUGGCCGCCAGCCUUAAACCAGUAAGAAGAUUGAAAUGAAUACAUGAAUAUAUAUGUAAAGUACAAUAAAAUACAACUUUGCUACA
Molecule: messenger RNA, 4200 nt
Organism: Electrophorus electricus (electric eel)
Lineage: Eukaryota; Metazoa; Chordata; Actinopteri; Gymnotiformes; Gymnotidae
Gene: snx29
Product: sorting nexin 29
Molecular function (GO): phosphatidylinositol binding
Source: RefSeq, a predicted model, not a curated record